AUGUCGCCUACAACUCUCCAGCCCUCUCCCUUUGAUGUACGGACGACUCUGCUGGUGGAUCUCUUCCUCAACCUGGAGGUUGACCAAGAUGAUCUCCUCUGGCUCAAUUGGUGCCUAAUGUUCCUCCAGGUAUGCACAGUGUCUGACAUUGUCACCGCUGAUGGCAGGUUUAUCCGUCGUGCCGCUUGGAAUGGAAUCAGGGAUGAGUGCUGCCGCUCACCAUAUCAAUGGCCACGGACCGUUCGCCCAACCCGCCAACACUGGGACUUGUGGCAGACCACUUUAUCCCAAGCCCUGCUUGCCUCCAAUGGGCCACAUCACCCACUCCGGCAGCAAUUGGGUCACUGGACUGAUCCUCUGGAGGACCGGAAUUGGUUGCUGUCACCCACCACAGGCCUCUUCCACCGCCUUGGGGCAACCUGGAGACAUUUUUCUCCUGAGGGUUCCUCCACCAUGUCACGUCGCUUUGCACCAUCGCCUUCACCUCACUCCAGUCCAUGGUGGACCGCCCCUCUCCCCACCAAUAUUCUUUGUGCCACGGUCCGUUCCAUUACUGGGUCUGACAGCGUGCUUCUCACCGGUACUGGUUGUCCCUCAGAAACGGCCCCUACCACCAGCCCAUCCAUCCUCCAAGCUUGGCAAACGGCUGCAGAGCUUUGCACGGACUACUAUGGGUGGGUUCCAGACGAGAUCGAGAUUCAUGGUGACAAAGCUUCCUUAGUUGCUGCCCUGUUGGAAGGUCACCUUCGCAUGAUCAGCAAUAGAUCCUUCAAGAAUGAGUUAGGGACCGCAGCUGUUCAACUCCUGGUGAAGUAUGCAGGGUCAGAUCGUAUCACCAUCCGGUGUCAGACCCCGGGUUUGCCCCAGGAUCAGAGCCCAUACCACAGUGAACUCAUUGGUCUGAUGGCCGGUAUCAUGGCAAUUGAUUGGCUCCUCCAGCUCCAGCAAUGGGCCCCAAAUCUUUCAACACGCCCCACGGUGCGGAUUGCUUGUGACGGUCUCUCUGCCAUUGAGAUAGCUUUUGAAGAUCGCCCACUUUCUCCCACUCACGCUCAGUUUGACUUGGUGUCAUCCAUUCGGGAAGCUGUCCUUUGGUCCUAG
Molecule: messenger RNA, 1101 nt
Organism: Cylindrotheca closterium
Lineage: Eukaryota; Bacillariophyta; Bacillariophyceae; Bacillariales; Bacillariaceae
Source: the annotation of a GenBank genome assembly